GUGGUGAAUGUUUUAUUCUACAACAAAAAACAAAUUUGUUUUUACUAGUGCUUGCACAUUUUAUCAAAAAUAGUUUGCAAAUUAAAUUUAUUUAAAUAAAAAUGUCACGGAAAGAAGCACUCUCGCAAUUCAUAAAUCAGAUACAUGGACGACCUGUGGUGGUUAAGCUAAAUAGUGGUGUGGAUUACCGCGGUGUUCUGGCUUGUCUGGAUGGUUACAUGAAUAUUGCGCUCGAUCAAACCGAGGAGUAUGUAAAUGGGCAGCUCAAAAAUAAGUAUGGCGAUGCAUUUAUACGCGGUAACAAUGUGCUAUAUAUUUCCACGCAAAAGCGGCGCGUAUGAGCGUCUUAAAUGAAACUACAUUUUUCGCAAAAUCGAAACAAAAUAAGUUUUGUACUUUAAUAAUACUUAGUUUAAAAUAAAUAAGUAAAUUGUAGUAAAUAAUUGGA
Zeugodacus cucurbitae (melon fly) is the source of this 448-nucleotide messenger RNA. RefSeq names its product U6 snRNA-associated Sm-like protein LSm6. The record is from RefSeq and is a predicted model, not a curated record. The coding region runs from base 102 to 341 and encodes 79 amino acids. Lineage: Eukaryota; Metazoa; Arthropoda; Insecta; Diptera; Tephritidae. The transcript is spliced from 2 exons. Gene Ontology annotation, molecular function: RNA binding. Gene Ontology annotation, biological process: mRNA splicing, via spliceosome; maturation of SSU-rRNA. Gene Ontology annotation, cellular component: U4/U6 x U5 tri-snRNP complex; nucleolus; U6 snRNP.